GUCAUAUCAUCACUCCUAUUUAGAUUCCUUAGAUGGAAUCCAAUCAUUUUCUCCCUCACCCCAAGGCGCCAACACCUCUCAAUUUAGAGGCCGUUUGAUGUCGCCAAAAUCUCGAGAAAAUGUAAUAUCUCUUUUAUCAUCAUUUCUUCUUCCUUAUUUGAUCUUCAUUUCAUCACUUGCGUUGGAAUUCCUGGGUUCACCAGCAUGAGACUGAUUGUCCCCUUACAAGGCGUAGUUCAAGGAAGAGGAGGCUUAAUCUUCGGCUCGCUAAUCCCUUGUGCUCUCUUCUACUUUCUUCAGUUCUACAUUAAACGACACCGUUCGAUUCCAUCUUCAUCUGCUUCGAAUCCUCCAUCGCCGUCCGACUCGUCCACCGACCUGGUUGAACUACCACGGACAUCUUCGCGGCUCAACUUGUCCGGUCGCGGGUCAAUCGGGCGGACCCACAUCUCCUCCCGCGCUAGCUCAAUUGCAAAGCCCAACGAUUCUGCUUACUAUAUUGGAUUAGAGAGGUUCCAGGAGGAUCCGUAUGAUGAAAUCGAUAACCCAGACGGGAUUAUAAAUCUCGGAUUAACUGAGAAUAGGUUAUCGCUGGAUUUGAUUGAGAAGUGGCUUUCGAACAACUUCUGCGAUUCUGCACUUGGAAGUAUUGGUUUGAAUAUCAGCGGAAUUUCUUCCUAUCAGCCGUUUGAUGGACUGUGGGAGCUGAAACUGGCCAUGGCAGAUUUCAUGUCUGAGGCAAUGGGAAGAGCAGUUUCAUUUAACCCAUCGCGAAUAGUAUUAACCUCUGGUGCAACUCCUGCCAUUGAGAUGUUAUUCUUUUGCUUAGCGGAUCCGGGGAGUGCUUUCCUCGUUCCUACACCCUAUUACCCUGGGUUUGAUAGGGAUGUCAGAUGGAGAACUGCUGUGGAACUUAUUCCUGUACAUUGUCGUAGUUCAGAUGACUUUACACUGAGCAUGGCUGCUCUUGACCAAGCAUUUAACAAUGCCAGAAAGCGGGGUCAAAAAGUCCGUGGAAUACUCCUUUCCAACCCUUCCAAUCCUGUUGGCAACUUCAUGACUAGAGAAUUGCUAUACAAUCUAUUAGAUUUUGCCAGAGAGAAAAAUAUCCAUAUAAUCUCUGAUGAAAUAUUUGCUGGCUCUAAUUACGGUAACAAAGAGUUUGUAAGCAUGGCUGAAAUUCUAGAAGAAGAAGAAGACUCCGACAGAGAUAGGGUUCAUAUCAUAUAUGGACUAUCUAAAGAUUUUAGCCUUCCGGGUUUUCGGGUCGGCUUAAUAUAUUCCUUUAACGAGAAUGUUCUAGCUGCUUCUAGAAGGUUAUCUAGGUUUUCGUCAGUUUCUGUUCUAACACAGAGAUUACUAGUCUCAAUGCUGUCAGACACUGGAUUUAUCCGGGAUUACCUAAAGGAAAACAGAGAGAGGUUGCGAAGAAUGUAUAAAUUGUUUAUUGCGCAGUUAGAUGAACUGGGGAUUGAAUACAUGAAGAGCAACGCAGGUUUGCAUUGUUGGGUGAACAUGAGUACAUUAAUCAAUCCUUACAAUGAAAAGGGGGAAAUUGAGUUAUGGGAAAAGCUAUUAAGUGUGGCUAAGAUUAAUGUGACUCCUGGAUCUGCUUGCCAUUGCAUCGAACAUGGAUGGUUCAGGUUUUGCUUUACAACGUUACAAGAGAAGGAUGUUCCUUUAGUUGCAGAAAGGAUAAGGAGAGUAAUUGUAAGCUGUAGACCUCCAGCUUAAAUUAUUUUAGGUUUAUUUUCUAUUUUUAAUUGAAAAUUAUAUUUUUUAUGCCAGCUUUUAUAGUUUAUCAUUUAUUCCUGUAUUGAUGAUGUAGACAGGAUGGGUACAAGCUUGGUAGUUCUUAACAUUUCAUUGCACAAUAGAAUCUGGAAUGUGUUCAAUGGUUUCUUUUAAUGCUUUAAAGGUCUAUAAGUAAACUGAGCCAUGUUUCAGACUAUUUGAAGAAGAGCUUUAGCUCCCUCUUCCAUUUGGUGUGCAA
This is a messenger RNA of Cuscuta europaea, 1993 nucleotides long. Lineage: Eukaryota; Viridiplantae; Streptophyta; Magnoliopsida; Solanales; Convolvulaceae. The record is from the annotation of a GenBank genome assembly.